Molecule: messenger RNA, 9697 nt
Organism: Erinaceus europaeus (western European hedgehog)
Lineage: Eukaryota; Metazoa; Chordata; Mammalia; Eulipotyphla; Erinaceidae
Gene: GSE1
Product: Gse1 coiled-coil protein
Exons: 17
Coding region: 90-6194 (2034 amino acids)
Source: RefSeq, a predicted model, not a curated record
CGGCCGCCGCCAAACUUCGCGGCGCGCGCACAUGCUCCAAGUUGGGCGCGGCGGCGGCGGCGCGGGCGGCCGGUGAGCGCGGCGCGGCCAUGAGCGGGCGGCCGGCGCCGGUCUCCCGUAAGCAGCGGCUCAUGGCAGCCGUGGGCGAGCGGGCUGCGGGCGGGGGCGGCGGCGGGGGCGCGCCGCUGUCCUGCUUCAUCUGCGGCGGCGGCAUCGGGCGCGGCAAGGAGCUGAAGCUGCAGGUGAAGCAGCCAGCGGCGGGGGGCGCGGGGGGCGCGGGGGCCCCGGCACAGCCCUUCUUCCCGUUCCUGCAGCAGCAGGAGCCCGCACCCGGCGCGCGCGAGCUGUCCCCGGCCGACGGCUGCGUGUUGGUGUGCGCGGUGUGCCGCUGCUUCCUGGGUGAGCAGUGGGCGGCCUUCGAGCGCGCCCGCACGCCUGUGGACAAGCGCAUGUACUGGCUCAAGAGGCCGCACCAGUGCGACGCGGGCGCGGGCGGGCGCCGGGGGGGCGCGGGGGCCCCCCGCGAGUGGAACGCCGCCUACGCGCUGGGCGGCGCGGACGACGACGAGGACUGCCCGGGGCCCCGCGCUGCUGCCGACGAGACCCGCGACUCGGAACUGUCGGAGCUGUCGGACACCGACCCCCCCUCCGAGCCUGCCGCCAGUCCGUGCCAGGACGGGGCGCCAGUGCCAGGGGCCACCCCGGGCCCGGGGCUCCGUGGGGGCCGCUGCCAGGACUGUAGGCCGCCUCCGGGACGCGGGACCGAGACCCCCCUGCAGGUAGAUGACGACGAGGGGGUGCCCUCCAAGUCCUACGUGGAGGGGGAGCUCAGGCCUGGUGGCAGGCGCCGCAGGAAGGGGCCUGGGAGGCAGUGGGGCACAGAGGCGCGGGCCAGCGUCCUGAGGGGGAUCCAGGAGCCUUGGCAAGUCCCUCCAGCUCCAGGGGUCUGUGCGGACGGCGGGAAAGGAGCCUCCCAGCCCCCAGAGAGCAGGCUGCCCCGUGAGGCCCACAGGGGCUUCUGCAUGUCGGAGGACAGUGACAUCAACAUCACCAGCGAGGAGGACGACCGCAAGGAGCAGCCCUCCUUGGGCCCCAAAGAGAAGGAGAACGGGGCCCAAGCUCCAGGAGCUCCCCAGGAGAGCCAGGCUAGCCCGAGGGAGGGCCUGUGCUGCUACAUUUGUGGCUCAGAGCUGUCCCCAGCCUCGCAGCACCAGAUCCACGUGCAGAAGCAGGAGAAGCUGGCGCAAGCCCCCUUUUUCCCCUUCCUGUGGCUGCAUAGCCCGCCCCCUGGGGCACAGCCCAUCACCCAGGGUGGCAGCACGCUGGCCUGCAGGUGCUGCUUCACCUCACUCAUGCAGCAGUGGCAGAGCUUCGAGUUGGCAGGGGUGCCAGUCCUGCAGCGGCUCUACGUGGUGCCCCUGAACAGCCACGCCCCCGGCAUGGCCUCUAAGGGCCGUAGGCCCAUGCGGGAGGAGAACUCGCCUGCCAGUGCUCUGCCCGAGGCCUGCUACCUCUGUGGGGAGGACUGCACCCCAGAUGCCCGGGCAGUCGCUUCCCGGCUGGUCAAUGGCAACAUGAGAGGCACCAUGUACUUCCCCUUCCUCAGCCUUCUGCCCUGCCCCCCCAACGCUCGAGCCCCCAACAAGCGCUGUGAGGUGCGCAGCUGCCCCAAGUGCUUCAGUGUCUUGGAGGACAUCUGGGCGCUGUACCGGGCCUGUCGCAGUGAUGAACUCAUCACCUCCGUGCAGGCCUUCCUGGGCAGGUACCACCAGGCCUUCUCUGCCUCUGACCCGGCACCCUGUGAGCUGCCCACCUCUGUCAGGGCAGGUGCCCCACCACAGCAGCCAGCCAUUUGCUACAUCUGUGGGGCUGAGCUGGGGCCUGGGCAGGAGUUCCAGCUCAACGUGAACCCCUCCAGCCGCCUGGGCGAGAGAGAGCCCUUUUUUCCCUUCCUCACCGUCCACCCACCUGCUCCGCGUGCCCAGCCCGCUGAUGCCUCCGGCCUAGUGGCCAGCUGCGUGCUGUGUUAUCAUGACCUGCUGGGCCAGUGGCUGCAGCUGGAGGCCCGAGGUGCCCACCCUUCCGCCAGUGCCUGGUCCCGGCAGUACCAGGUGGACACAUUUGUGUGUUUCUUCUGUCAGCAGGAGAAGAAGCGCUGCCUGGGGCUGCAGGCCGUGAGGGUGGCCCGGCUGCCUCUGUUCCUCUACACCCUCCGGGCCAGCCGCAGCCUGCUGGUGGACAAUGGGCGGCAGCUCAUCAUUGGUGCCUGCACCGAGUGCGGAACCCUGGUGUGCACUGGCCAAGGGCUCAGCCGUCAGGGCCCCCCAGGUUGGAGCUCCCCGGCAGCCACGGCAAUCAAGGUCACCUCUGCGUCUCUUGAGACAUCCACGGCAGCCAUGCACCCUCCCACCCGAGAGCCUGAGCCUCGGCCGGGUGUCCCCACAGAGAGCCUGAGCAGAGGUACCAGAAUGGCCCAGGAGCCAGGGCCAGCACGUGGUCAGCAGAGUGGCCUAGACAGGCCCACAGCAGACCUCCCAGCCACAGGCAUGAGCCAUGAGCCCAAGUCCCCUUCACUAGGGAUGCUUUCCACCGCGACCAGGACCACCGCCACCGUCAACCCCCUCACCCCCUCGCCGCUCAAUGGCGCCCUGGUGGCCAGCGGCAGCCCCGCCACCAGCAGUGCACUGUCCCAGGCCGCGCCGUCCUCCAGCUUUGCCGCUGCGCUGCGCAAGCUCGCCAAACAGGCGGAGGAGCCCAGAGGGUCUUCACUGAGCAGCGAGUCUUCCCCUGUGUCCUCUCCAGCCACCAACCACAGCUCCCCUGCCAGCACGCCCAAGCGCGUGCCCAUGGGCCCCAUCAUUGUGCCCCCAGGGGGCCACAGCGUCCCCAGCACGCCCCCUGUGGUCACCAUCGCCCCCACCAAGACCGUCAAUGGUGUCUGGAGGAGCGAGAGCCGUCAGGAUGCCGGCUCUCGGGGCAGCAGUGGUGGGCGAGAGCGUCUCAUCGUGGAGCCCCCACUGCCCCAGGAGAAGGCCGGGGCCCCAGCCAUCCCCUCCCACCUGCUCAGCACCCCCUACCCCUUCGGCAUCACCCCUAGCUCAGUCGUGCAGGACUCCCGCUUCCCACCACUGAACCUCCAGCGGCCUGUGCACCAUGUGGUGCCCCCCAGCACAGUGACCGAGGACUACCUGAGGAGCUUCCGGCCCUACCACACCGCAGAUGAGCUCCGCAUGUCCUCCCUGCCUCCUCUGGGCCUGGACCCAGCCACCGCUGCCGCCUACUACCACCCCGGCUACCUGGCCCCACACCCCUUCCCCCACCCAGCCUUCAGGAUGGAUGACUCCUACUGUUUGUCUGCCCUGCGGUCACCCUUCUACCCCCUGCCUACUCCUGGCUCCCUGCCCCCACUGCACCCGUCAGCCAUGCACCUGCACCUGUCGGGCGUGCGCUACCCACCCGAGCUCGCCCACUCGUCCCUGGCCGCGCUGCACUCGGAGCGCAUGUCCAGCCUCAGCUCCGAGAGACUGCAGAUGGAUGAAGAGCUGAGGCGGGAGCGUGAGCGUGAGCGUGAGCGCGAGAGGGAGCGGGAAGCCGACCGGGAGCGUGAGCGGGAGAAGGAGCGAGAACGGGAAAAGGAGCGUGAGCGUGAGCGGGAAAAGGAGUUGGAGCGUGAGCGUGAGAAGGAGCGGGAACGAGAGCUGGAGCGGCAGCGGGAGCAGCGGGCCCGCGAGAAGGAGCUGCUGGCCGCCAAGGCGCUGGAACCAGCAUUCCUGCCUGCAGCAGAGCUGCAUGGGCUGCGCACCCAUGCCCCAGAUGAGCGGGUGAAGCCCGCAGAGCAGCUGACCCCCACGAGAGCAGAGAAGCUAAAGGACACCUCAGGUCUACAGGCUCCCAAGCCCGUGCAGCAUCCCCUGCACCCGGCGCCCACGCCCCACCACGCAGUUCACGGCCUCCUCUCCAACCAUGGGCUCUUCUCACUGCCAGGCAGCAGCGCUGCCACAGCCCUGCUCAUCCAGCGCACCAACGAGGAGGAGAAGUGGCUGGCACGGCAGCGGCGGCUGCGGCAAGAGAAGGAGGACCGGCAAUCGCAGGUGUCCGAGUUCCGGCAGCAGGUGCUGGAGCAGCACCUGGACAUGGGCCGCCCGCCCGUGCCUGCGGAGCCCGAGCACAGGCCUGAGAGUGCCAGGCCAGGACCCACGCGUCACGAGCCUGGCAGCCGAGACCCCCCACAGCACUUUGGUGGGCCACCGCCCCUCAUCUCACCCAAACCCCAGCACCACUCAGUGUCCACGGCCCUCUGGAACCCCGUGUCCCUAAUGGACACCCCCCUGGAGCCGCGAAGAGCCCCAGAAAGCCACCCCUUGCACAGCCACCCCGCCCCAUUUGAGCCCAGCCGGCCCGCAGCUGUCCCACUGGUGAAGGUGGAGCGGGUCUACUGCCCAGAAAAGGCAGACGAGGGGUCCCGGAAGCGUGAGGCCACCCCUCUGGACAAGUACCAACCACCGCCCCGGGAGGCAGGGACCCUGGAACACCCGGCCUUUCCCCAUGGGCCUGGGCCCUUCCUGGCGGAGCUGGAGAAAUCCACCCAGACCCUGCUGGGCCAGCAGCGGGCCUCCCUGACGCAGCCAACCACCUUCGGGGAGCUCACGGCCCCCCUGAAGCCCGGCUCGCCCUACCGGCCCCCAGCACCGCGAGGCCCUGAUCCCGCCUACAUCUAUGAUGAGUUCCUGCAGCAGCGCCGGAGGCUGGUCAGCAAGCUGGAUUUGGAGGAACGCCGCAGGCGGGAAGCCCAGGAAAAAGGGUACUACUAUGACCUGGAUGACUCUUACGACGAGAGUGACGAAGAAGAGGUCAGGGCCCAUCUGCGCUGUGUGGCUGAGCAGCCGCCCCUCAAGCUGGACACAUCCUCUGAGAAGCUAGAGUUUUUGCAACUUUUUGGCUUGACCACCCAACAGCAGAAGGAGGAGUUGCUGAUCCAGAAGCGGAGGAAGCGGCGGCGGAUGCUGAGAGAGAGGAGCCCGUCGCCCCCGACGAUACAGACCAAGCGGCAGACGCCUUCCCCGCGCCUGGCACUGUCCACCCGCUACAGCCCUGACGAGAUGAACAACAGCCCCAACUUCGAAGAGAAGAAGAAGUUCCUGACCAUCUUCAACCUGACCCACAUCAGCGCUGAGAAGAGGAAAGAGAAAGAGAGGCUUGUUGAAAUGCUCCGUGCCCUGAAGCAGAAAGCACUAUCGGCAACAGUGGCAGACUCACUCAGGAGCUCUCCGAGGGACAGUCCUGCUGCCUCCCUGAGUGAGCCUGCCACGCAGCCAGCCCCUCUGGACACAGAGAAACCUGUGGGAAUUGCUGCUUCUUUGUCUGACACCCCGAAGGCCACAGAGCCUGGGAGACUAGAACAUCUCCGGCCCCAGGAGCUCUCUCGGGUGCAGGAGCCGGCUCCUGCCAGCAGCGAGAAGGCCAGGCUGAGCGAGGCUCCCGGGGGCAAGAAGAGUCUGAGUAUGCUUCAUUACAUCCAGGGCCCAGCGCCCAAGGACGUCCCUGUGCCGCUGUCCCACAGCAUCAAUGGGAAGAGCAAGCCGUGGGAGCCUUUCAUGGCAGAGGAGUUUGCACAUCAGUUCCACGAAUCGGUGCUGCAGUCCACCCAGAAGGCCUUGCAGAAGCAUAAAGGGAACGUGGCCGUGCUGUCUGCGGAGCAGAACCACAAAGUGGAUGCAUCUGUCCACUACAACAUUCCUGAGCUGCAGUCCUCCAGCCGGCCACCUCUGCCCCAGCACAAUGGGCAGCAGGAGCCCACUGCUGUGAGGAAGGGCCCCCCGGCACCUGAGCUGGACCAGGACUCAGAGGAAGAGGAGGAAGACGACGAGGAUGACGACGAUGAGGAGGAGGAGCCCCCCAGGCGCAAGUGGCAAGGGAUUGAGGCAAUCUUUGAAGCGUACCAGGAGCAUAUAGAAGAGCAAAAUGUGGAACGGCAGGUGUUGCAGACACAGUGCAGAAGACUGGAGGCCCAGCAUUACAGCCUCAGUCUCACAGCAGAACAGCUCUCUCACAGCAUGGCGGAGCUGAGGAGCCAGAAACAGAAGAUUGUUUCAGAAAGGGAGCGCCUCCAGGCGGAACUGGAUCACUUACGGAAGUGCCUUGCGUUGCCUGCAAUGCAUUGGCCUAGGGGUUACUUUAAGGGAUAUCCUAGGUGACGGUUUCCCUUGCACUAGGCCGAACCUAUAGUAUAGAAAUAUUAUCUAUUUUAUUACAAUGAAUAUUUAAUAUUUUUCACUGGGAGGUUUGAAGCUUAAAAUUAAUGAGAAUGUGCCACAUGAAGCAAAGGAUUCCAGGCUCCAGAAAAAGAAAGAAAACAAAAAACAAAAAAAAACUCACUUUGACUUCAAUGCAAUUGAUCACCUUUGUCAUUCAGCGAGCAACCGUGUAGGACACCCAUAGUUUCUAUUUUUAAAGGUGGUUUUGUUCUCUCUUCCCCCCCUCCCCACCUCAUCAUUACUUUUGAACCCUGAAACUGAAGGCUCCAUUACCAACACUAAAACUCGGUCACUUGUAGCCCCUGAGUGUGUAAGUUGGAUCAGACCCUCUGUUCUGUUUGUUGGUUGCCGUGUUACUUACUGUGCCUCAAGAACUAUGCCUGUGGGUGGGGCUGGCCGUAGUCCUCCCCAGGAGGGAGUGAGACCUGCCUCCUCUGAAUGAAGGUUGGGAGCAUUAAGUAAAGGGCUUGUUUCAGUUACUUUUCUUCAAAGCAACAGGUCCUAGGAGCACACACAAAGCAACAGGACUGAAGCCUCAUCCAAAGGCUUUUCCCUGCAAAAGCGCUUAAAGAGGAAAAAAAAAAAAAAAAAAAAAGCAAAAAGCAACAAACUGAAGGUACCUUUUUAUUACUUCAUGGGGGGAAAAAUGUACAGAGCUCUAUAUAUACAUAUAUUCACACCCACCAAAUUGUUACUGCUGUGGGUGGUGGUUUCAUACAAACGUAAAAUUUUGAGAGAAAAGUCAAAGGUGCUUCAGCCUUGUACUGUGUAUAUAUAUUAAAAAAACAAAGUUUUGUAUGUUUUUAUUACUUUAAUUAUUGUUAUAAAAAGCCUGCCAUUUUUAAUAUGUGGUUUUGGGGGGAUUUUUUUGUUGUUGUUGUUCGUUUGUUUUCUUGUUUGGGGUUUUGUUUUGUUUUUCUUGGGCAAAAAAAAAAACUUGCUUUUAGUGUUUGUACUGCUGCUGGUCAGGACAUUAAAAAUACUGAAGUGUUUUUUUUUUUCUUUUAAUUAAAAGAAGAAAUGUAAAAGAGCUUACCACUGGCGCCUAUGCGAUCACUUCAUUUUUGAGUUGCACCAGGAAGCAAUGUAGAAAGCCAUGCAUUACUUACCUCCUCUGCUCCCUCUCUCCCCAGCUUCUGGACAAGCUGACAGCAAACCUAACUCAGCCAUUGCUAUUAAGUGAGGAGGGGCUAGCCUCUGGUGGGAACAAGGUAGCUAGAUACUAUGUGUGCGUCUCCACACACAGACCUACACGGGGCUUUUUCUUUUUUUUCUUUUCCCCCCUUUGGAAAGAACCUUUCAGGAAAGUGAGCGAUUUCUGUGCUAGAAUUCUAAGGUGUCUUACAGCGGUCUGAUGAGAGCAGGUGCAAAGUAGAAAUUUAGAGGCUUUAUUUAGAUGCAAAGCUUGGCAAGAGCCUAAAGUAGGGUAAAAUGACGUCUGAGCUGAACUUCUCUCCUCCUCUUGAACUUACUGUGACAAACACCGGAGCUAGAAAUUGGCAUGCAAAGCAAUAGGGGACGUGUCUCCUUCUUGAUCCAGUUCCUGCUCAUUCAGGCAGGGUUUAAUGUAGAUUAAGAAGGGACUCUUGCCCCAAAGGGCCCUCAUUAGAGGCCAAAGCAGCUAGGGGCUCUGAGGGGAAAGGGGGCAACUCCUCACCAUGCCCCCCACCUUUGCCAGGGAGGGGCUAGUUGACCUUUGCAUAGGCUCCUCACUGUGAGUGGGGGCUGUGCCCUCAGCCCCAGACCUUAGCUGUGCAGAACAGCUUGCUGGCAGAUGGCAUUGUGUCGCUUUAUCUGUUCCCACACAGUUUGCUUUGUCUGUCUGCCAAGAAUCUUCCAGUUAUUAGCAAACUCUGACAAAAAGUGCCACCAGUAUUAUCAGCAGUCAACAAGCCGCCUUCCUCUCCCCAGAAAUGACCUGUAAAGAACUAAGGGCUGCUCUGGGGGCCUCGUCAACAGCCAAGGCGAAGUGUCACUGAGUUCCUGUCUAAAAUCUACUUGCUCUUUCUGGUCUAAAGGCUUAAGUUACAUCUUAGCCCUUCACUCCCUGUCCUCCUCCACGGAAGAGGUGUGGGUGUUCUGGGUACUAGCCUGGGCAAGUUGAUGGGAAAGAACUCGGCCCAUUCCCUGGCCAUCAAAGGGGGGUGGGGGGGGCUCCUGUGGGAGGAGUUUUGGCUACAGGAGGAUGACGACACUGGGCAGGUCUCUGCUGGGCAGCAGUUGUGUCGCAGUAUCAGUAAUAACUGCUUUCUCCUUCCCCUGCCUGCCAAGAUCACUCAGUACUCUUGGGCUCAAGAAGUAAUAUGACAAUCAGAAUAUAAUGUAGACCGGUUAGACGGCAUGAGUAAGCCAACAGUCAAAAAGCACUUGCUGAAAACACAAGUGUACCACUAAGGCAUAGUGCCCAAUAAUGGCUUAUCCCCAGUAGUUUUGAAACACUUAUUUAAAGAGGAUUCAGAAAGAAUACAGUAGCAUCUGAGUCUUGGUCAGUUUGGGCUUAACAAAAAUUGACAUGGGCAUUCUCUGAAGUCUUUUGUUCAGCUGUUUCACCUUGAGGGCAAAAAGACCAAGUCAACAAAUACACCAAAAUGUGCUCUAAGAUUGACUCUGCAACCUGUGUGUCAGUAUUUCUAUGAAGAUGUAGGGCUUCCUGGCCUCGUGGCUGCCUUCCAGAACUGAAUGUGUGGCUCCGCCAGAAACCAGAGCUCCUGCUGCAUGCCCCCCCCCCAGACUUGGCACUUUACAAAUAUGAUAUUUGCAAAGAGCUGUCUUUGUCUCAUAUUCAGAGCCUAAAGGACAUGAUCAAACACCAAGAACAAAAACAUUCUAAUAAACUGCCCCCAAGGACGCUAAAAAGGAGCCCACACCUUCACCAGUAAAGAAUCACAACACAGAGCGCCUUAAGUUUAUACUCAGAGUGGUAUUGUCCCUCGGGUAGUUCACAACAGCUGCCAUGUUUCAAAAGCUGGGGUAGAUACCCUCUUCCCCUCUUAAGUCAUGUUUUCAAAAGAUAAGCAAUUCCCAGAAGCCACCACCAGAGGGAGAUAGUAAGCCCAAGCCAAUUCUGUCUUUAAAAUAGUGUGACUUAACCACUUAGCAAACCCUCCACACUCUUUCAAGGACCCAGUGAGUAUCCAGACUCCAUGACUCUGCCUUGACCUGGGAAAGAUUCUGCUCAUUGGUUGUGUCACUCUGUAUGUGCCCUGUGCUUACUUACUAGAACAGUGAACCGUUCAUGGGAGGGAGGAGAAUGGUGCCUCGGUCACUCUAGGGGCAGUUUAGAUGCUGUGAAAUUAAACCUGUUCUUAAGUGUACUUGUUUGAAUUAAUUGUAUUGUAAUAUUAUUUGUUGAAUGUAGUAAUUAGGUAUUUAUGAAUAUAUUGCUGUAAUUUCUGACAACAUCCAAAAAAAAAUAAAACCUUGCUAAAUCGUAUUAAAGAGAA